AUGGAUAAAACAAAAAAAGAACAAGAUAUUUUAAUGUCUCAAUUAUAUAAAUAUCAAAAAAGAUUAGCUCCAUUUGAUAUUUCUUUUAUUAAUAAUGAACUUCCUCAAGUUUGGUGGAUAUCAAUUGAAGAUUUUUUUGUAAAAAAUGAAGAUCAUAUUUGUCAACUUACAAUGAAACUUUUUGCAAUUACUCCUCAUGCUGCUGGAUAUGAAAUAAUUUGGUUAAGACUUGAAUGGUAUUAUAGAAAAAGAAGAACUAGUCUUUCUUUAGAUAAACUUGAAAAUAUGCAAAAAUUAGCUGCAUUUUAUAUUCCUAAUAUAAAAAAAGAAUUACCAUAUUAUGGUAAUAGUAAAGUAACAGAAGAAUUACAAAAAAUAAU
Diversispora eburnea is the source of this 380-nucleotide messenger RNA. NCBI's taxonomy places the organism in Eukaryota, Fungi, Glomeromycota, Glomeromycetes, Diversisporales, Diversisporaceae. The record is from the annotation of a GenBank genome assembly.